Molecule: messenger RNA, 6931 nt
Organism: Syngnathoides biaculeatus (alligator pipefish)
Lineage: Eukaryota; Metazoa; Chordata; Actinopteri; Syngnathiformes; Syngnathidae
Gene: kmt5b
Product: lysine methyltransferase 5B
Exons: 11
Coding region: 490-3084 (864 amino acids)
Cellular component (GO): nucleus
Molecular function (GO): protein binding; histone H4K20 methyltransferase activity
Source: RefSeq, a predicted model, not a curated record
UAAAGUGGCGAAUGUAACCAACAGUUUUGAAGCUGUAUGAAGUCUGUAACCAACAGUUUUGAAGCUGUAUGAAGUCUGUGCUUUCCCCGCUCUUGAUUUGGGUCCGGACGGAGGAGAAGGACUGAGUAUGCAUUGGAACUACUUUGUGUCGGAUAGCCGUGCUGCGGCUUUCUCCCGUUUGUCCGUGCUAUUCCGCCAUCUUGAAUUUUAAUGUAAUUUUUUUUUUUAUGUUUCUUGUAACAUUUACGUUGCUGUUUCAGAUUUAGAUUACUUUUAAGAGGGUUGCCUUAUUGCACGAUUAGUUGACGAGGUCACCCGGGUCGGGCAUCCUGGAGCCUAUCCCAGCUAUCUUCAGGCGAGAGACAGGGUACACCCUGAAACGAUCACAAGCCAGUUGCAGAAUUCAUAUUCAAGAGCCCUAUCUUCACCACUCAAUAGUGUUUCUUCAUCUCGGAGACUAAAUGCAACUGCACCAGGGGGCUUGUGGGCAUGAAGUGGCUGGGCGAAUCCAAGAACAUGGUAUUAAAUGGCAGACGACAUGGAAACAAGUUGACCAGUGAGCACCCUGUGAUCCAGAGCCAGCCUCGGUCUCAUCAUUCACAGCGGACCUCCCUGCGACACAACAAAACUCUUCCCAAAAACCGAAGAUGUAGCCGUAGGUUUCAUGCAACCAGCCUGGACUCAGAGAGGCGAUAUGUGCCUUCCUCAGGAAUGACUGCAAAGGAGCUCUGUGAGAAUGACGACCUGACCACAAGUCUCAUAUUAGAUCCUUACCUGGGCUUUCAGACUCACAAAAUGAACACCAGAUUUCGGCCAGUCAAGGGAAGACAGGAGGAACUGAAGGAAAUCAUUGAACGCUUCAAAAAACAUGAUAACUUGGAAAAAGCCUUUAGAGCGUUAAUUUCAGGGGAAUGGUCCCGAAAUCUUUUUCUUCACAAGACAAAAUCUCAAGAAAAGCUAUUUAAACAACAUGUUUUUGUGUACUUGCGGGUGUUUGCCACUGACAGUGGGUUUGAAAUUCUUCCAUGUAAUCGCUAUUCUUCGGAGCAAAAUGGAGCUAAAAUUGUGGCGACAAAAGAAUGGAAAAGAAAUGAUAAGAUCGAAUACUUGGUGGGAUGUAUUGCUGAGUUGUCGGAGAGUGAAGAAAACUUGUUACUGCGGCAUGGGGAGAAUGACUUCAGUGUCAUGUAUUCUACUCGUAAGAACUGUGCACAACUCUGGCUGGGGCCAGCUGCUUUUAUUAAUCAUGAUUGUCGUCCAAACUGCAAGUUUGUGUCGACAGGGCGGGACACUGCGUGUGUCAAGGUGCUGAGGGAUAUUGAACCAGGCGAGGAAAUCUCUUGUUACUAUGGAGAUGGAUUUUUUGGGGAAAACAAUGAAUUUUGUGAAUGCUACACCUGUGAACGACGUGGCACUGGUGCUUUCAAAUCCAAAGCUGGCCUGCCUGUUGAAGUUCCUGUGAUCAACAGCAAAUACGGGUUGCGGGAGACCGACAAACGUCUGAACCGUCUGAAGAAGUUAGAAGGAAACCGGAGUUUGGAUUCUCACUCUGUCGGCUCCCACAUCGAUGACAUAGACUCUCAGGAAUCCCCCAAAACACAUCAGUCUGCCAGAAAAAGAUCCUCUGGCCUCAAGUAUAAAAACAGGACUCAAACAAGGCAGACUUUGUCAAGAGCCCUCACUACCUCAUGUUCAAAACAAGGACGUGUAAACAAUAAUAGGGUACCAAAGAGACUAAAAUCCCAAUCAAAGCCUUCUCUAAGUAAAGUCCAGUUGCGGAGUCACAGAAGUGGUUCGGAGCCCAAAGUGUUGGUCAAAGGUGAGACUUGCCAGCUAGGUCUCAGGGACUCAAAGGUGUCACUGUGUAAAGGUGUUUCCGUAAAGAAGGAGAAGAAUGGGCAGGAGCUGGUCCAACAGACGCUUGGCCAGCGAGGAUGCUUAACACGUCAUGCUGCAAAGGAAAAUGUUAGUCUAGCAGUUGUGCAACCCAGUAAGGGUUGCCUCUCUUCAACAUACAGAACUCGCAGGUCCACGAGGACAGUAGUCAAAGCCCAAGAAAAAACAGGUGGUGUCAAGGUGGAUUCUAGUGCUAUGCACAUUUUAAGCCCAGUCCCUGGUGCAGUGGUUAUUAAAUCAGAGCCAUCAGACAUGGAGGAGUAUAUCCACCCUGGGAUAGGUCUGGGGCAGCCAGAAUUAGAUCCCAGCUAUGCCCAAAGGGGUUCAUGCGACAGACUGAAACGCCCGUCACGUAUCAGGACAGAACGAACAAUUAAAUAUGAGGAGUCAUAUGGUGAGCCGUUUACGCCAAUGGCAUCUGGUCAUUCAACUAACUACUCAGAUUGUGGGAAGGUUCUGUUGAGUUUCUCUGACCGGCAUAGGGACUACAAUAGGGUUUCCAAUGGCAGAAAAUCCCUCCGCAGGGACAAGGGUAAGAAUAGCUGUCGCUCUCAAGACAAGGGGAAGAAAAAGCGGCAGAUCACUCGUUAUGAUGCACAGUUGAUCCUGGAGAACACGACAGGUCUCCCCAAACUGACACUUCGCAGACGACGAGACAGUAAUAGCAGCAAGACCAAUGAUCCUAAUGAUGUAAUUGGUUCUUCCAGUCUUUCUGCUUCAUCAGUGAACUCUGCUUCUUCUAGCAAGAUUAGCAUCAAGUUCAGUAAGGACCAUGACAAGGACAAAGGCAGCUCAUAUAUAGCAAAACUUAAUAAUGGUUUUGCCCCUGUGGUUCACAGUAACUCCACAAAGCUAAAGAUAAAAUUGAAGCGAGAGGAUGACGUGCGGAGAACAUCCCAGAUGAAGGCAGACCAAGUGUCCUUUAAUGGUGACAUGGGUCAGGGUUUUGAUGCGAGAAGUGGUGAACAUCGGACCCAAAAAAUUAUCGCAGAACCAUCAUCUGAAGAUGAAAAUUAUGUGGAUGGUGAUGACCCUGAUGACGAUGACUACUUUGACAAUGAGUUUGAUGACGAUUUCAUUCCACUUCCCCCGGCAAAACGGCUGAGACUCAUUGUGGGUAAAGACUCUAUUGACAUCGAUAUUUCCUCCAGGAGGAGAGAUGAUCAGUCUCUGAGGCUAAAUGCAUAGCUUGUGGAGCUCAUUACUCAUGUUCCUGUAAAUAAUGAAAACAAGCUAAUCAACUGUUGUUGAUGUAAAAUAAGUACAGUAAUUUAAAAAUGAAAAUCUGUUAAAUCUGGGCCAAUACUCAUAAAAAUUAAAAAAUGUUCUCACAGAGUUCCUAACGUUCGAUAAAAGUAGUUGCAAUGAAAAUACAGAUUUGUGGAAAAUUGGUUCCUCCCACCACAUACACACUCUCACUCCCAAACACACCACAAAGAAUUUGGGAAUAUUCUAGAUAAAAUGCUUCCAAUGCUUUAGUUUUUUUCAGGCCACCUAUUGUAAUUUACGAGAGCACUCAGCAUCAUGGUUUUGCAAACUCUCCAUCAGUGAGCUCUUCAACUUAAUGAUGCAAUAAUUUGGAGUCUUGAAGGAUCCAUUUUGAACACUCAGAACAAAUUUCACCCACUCGGAGGACAUAGUAUUCUUUGAGUAUGGGCCCAGAACAUUACUUCGAAGGGGGCUGUUAACCUAAAACAAAUCUCAAUUCUAUUCAUCAAUAAGUAUGUUUGGUUUUUCUUUUUUUUUUUUUCUCCCCUCACUGCUGGAAUACACCAACUUUAUGUAACCGUCUUACCAUAUGCAAAUAUUUUAGAAUCAAUUGUCACCUUUAUGAAAUUGUACAAUUCAAUUGAGUUGAGCGACAAUUUGUUUGGUGUUGUAACACUUCAUUUGGACUUUCCUUUGUGAGGCAUAAAAUGGCUUUGUAUGGAAGGUAUGCCAAUCAUCUAACAAUCUCCCUUUCCACCCUCUCAAUUUUUUUUGUAUUCGGUUUUAGCAAUUUUGUUACCCUCACUGGUUUUCCGGCAGCAGAUGUUACACUUGGUUGCUUUAAAGACAAGUUGCACUUACCCUUUGCAAUUUAGGAUGCAGCAUUAUCAUCUUCUAGAAAGGUUUUUGCAGAACUAAAUCGAGAAUUGUUUUAUGUUGAACUAAUCCUUUCAGUGAAUGCACUUAUAUUCAUAAUGGACAUUGAUAUUGUAAAAACGUGUACAGUGACUAUCCACUCUGUCUUAUAGGCAGGUUUUUAUUGCGCUUUGUUGUUUCCUCAUAGUUUGUAUUUUUUUUUGUAUGUGGGAAAUCAUGCUGAAUGUUCAGUGUGGUGCACUUGGUCCAAAAGCAUUAAAAUAUUAGUAAAUCACUUCAUUUGGAUAAAUGUGCCAUGUUUUAAUUACUGCAGUCUCAACCCUGGACUUUUUACCCAUUUCUGAUAAAAUUAAAAAAAAAAAUGUAUACAGAGUUAAAAAAAAUAGCGCAUGGUUUUAUGACACGGUACAUGACUCCAUUUAAAUGGCCGGUUUUUUUUUUCUACUUUUGGAGCCUCUUAAAAAAUUAAGUUGAAUUAAGUCAUGUUGCUUAAUCAAGCUACUUAUACUUUAAAACCUCUAAUUCUAAAAGUAAUGUACAGAAAGACUGGCAUAUUUUGAAUAAUCAUUUUUUUCCCCAUUUUUUUCUGCACACCCUUAAUUUUAUUUUGCUUUCAGCCAUUUUGCAGGCAAAAAAUGUGAUGUUCAAUGGAGUUUGAGGAAGAAAGCUUAUGAUGUCAGACAAACCUGGCUUGGAAUCAUUUCUGUUCUCAGUGGUGCUACUAGUUUCAUUGCAUUCUUUUGUCCAAUGGUGUGUUAUAUGUGGCAGCAUAAUGUCAGACUUUGAGUCCAAGUACUUAUCCCUUUUAUUUUGUUAUUCAUAGAUUUUUGUUUUAAAAUAUAUUCAGUCCAACAUCAAGAGGUGCCUUAGCAAUUUGAUUACAUUUUUAAAAAUAUUAAAAAUGACUGGCUUCCCCCUUGAAAUAUCUGCAUCUAACACUGUCAGUCUCUUUGUCUAUUGUUUUUCUCCUCUGGAAGUUAACAACUACCCAGUAGAUUGAGGGAUCAACUUCAGUAGACGGUUACUUACUUUUCAAGUUAUGUACUGUUCAUAUCACCAGCAGCUACUCAACAUUCUAAAAUGGGCUUUGUCUGUCUUUUCCUUUUGUCUUAUUUUCUGCAUCCUACUGCACUGUAAACUGUUCCAGAUGUACCGUUUGUGUGCUGUUUGUCCAAUAGACAGCUGUCAGUUUUUGCUAAUGUUUCAAAAAGGAAAACAUGUAAAUAAUUUGCAAACAUUUAGCGUGUUACGUUGUUAGUGGGAAACCUGUAAAAAUAAAACUGGGCAGUGAAGAUAUUGUCCAAUAUAUAAAUCACGUGAACACACCUUGUACUUAUUUAACAAUUUUGAAUACUCUAUUUGAACAAAGUUCCUUUGUGACUCAUUUCCAAAGUUUCUCUUGUAUUGAGAAAUGUUGCGUCGCAGGAGUCAGAAUUUAUAUUUAGGAAUCCAUUUUAGAAUAAGGGGGUAGUUUUGCAUUCACUUGACUCUCAUUGUCACAAUUUUACUUUCCCCCAAAACAUUUGUUUUAUACAUUAUGUGGACAAAAACUUUAUUCGUAUAAGGUGACGGGACUGUGUUUUGUGAGUGGGUUUUCACUUCACAAAGGUAAUUGAUGUUGGACCUGAGAGGUCUUGGUGGCUCACCAUGUCUAUAUGUAGUUCGGCCCAACGGUGUUUCAUGGGCUCGAGGUUGGGGUUCUGGGUGGGCUCUUCACUAUAGUCAAUAGAGCAUGCCUUUCUGGACCUUAAUUUAUUUAGUUUAUUUCCCCUCACCCACCCAGCAUGGUGGUGCAGCUGUAAAGCGUUGUCUUCACAGUUCGCAAGUCCGGCGUUCACUCCUGGCCCCGCCUGUGUGAAGUUUGCAUGUUCUCCCUGUGCCUGUGUGGAUUUUCUCCGGGCACUCUGGUUUAACUCCCACAUCCCAAAAACAUGCAAUAUUAAUUGGAGACUUUAAAUUGCCCCGAGGUGUGAUUGUGAGUGCGACUGUCUGUCUCCAUGUUCCCUGUGAUUGGCUGGCAACCAGUGUUGGGUGUACCCUGCCUUCUGCCCGUUGAGUGCUGGGAUAGGCUCCAGUAUUCCCGUGACCCUUCUGAGGAUGAACGGUGAAGAAAAUGGAUGGAUGGAUGCAUCCCCCACUGGGAUAUAGGUUUGAUGGAACAGAAAGAGCCUUUUGCAAAUUGUUCCCACAAAGUAGGAUGCAACGUAUAUAAUUGUUAAAAGUUCUCUAAGAUAACGAAGUAAGAUUGAGGGGUCUUGUCUGAUUCCUGAUGAGUGUGUCUGGAUACCUAUAUAUAUAUAGGUCAUGCUAGAAUUGGAGGACAGGCACAAACAUUUUUGAGGAAAAAAAAAAAAGAUGUUUUUGGUUUUUUUUUUUUCCCCAAGAAAGGCAGGGAAUAAAAGGAUAUAUAAUUCUAUAUAACCCUAACUCUGUCACCUAUGGACAUGACCAAACUAUCGAAGUCUGUUCUCUCGAACUUUGUCUACAAAACAUCUAAUUUGGCUGUCCCUCAAAUGAGGUCUUUUCUAAUCCUUUUCAACCUGCUCACUCCUAGAGAGAACCUCAACAUCUUAAUUUCUGCCAACUCCAGUUCUGCUUCCUGUUGUUUCUUCAGUGCCACCAUCUCUAAUCCGUACGUCAAGGCUUGGCUCUCCACUAUUUUAUAAACUUUGCUCUUUAUCCUAGCAGAGACUCUUCUGUCACUUAACACCCCUGACACGUUCCGCCAGCUUUUCUAACCUGCUUGGACCUGUUUUUUCACUUUCUGAGCACAUUCACCAUUGCUCUGGAUUGUUGAACCCUGUUCCACGAUCGCCAUUGUUGUAGCUUUGUUCCUUGUUUCAGAAAGGAAAGUGAAAUGGCCAUAAAAUGCUGAGGAAAGGCAGCGGUCAAUUACCUUUUCACAGAGGCUCAGAAAGGUAUGUUUUUUUUUUUUUUUUUUUUUUUUUUU